Messenger RNA from Closterium sp. NIES-67, 944 nucleotides. The record is from the annotation of a GenBank genome assembly. NCBI's taxonomy places the organism in Eukaryota, Viridiplantae, Streptophyta, Zygnematophyceae, Desmidiales, Closteriaceae.
AGUGUUCGGAUGCAUGGCAGUGGCGCAUGUCCCUAAACCGUACAGGACAAAGCUUGGAGCAUCUGCACUGUGGUGUGUGCACCUUGGGCUUGCGGCAGAGAGCAAGGGGUGGCUACUCUGGGAGCCCUCAAAGAAUGCAAUACAGUGCAAGUGGCUGGCAAAAAUCAAGACGGAUGAGAAAGGAGAGCCAUCAGUUUACAAGAGCAGGCUGGUGGCAAAGGGGUUUCAGCAGAAAGAGAAGGAAGAUUACAAAGAAGUGUUUGCCCCAACUGCUAAGUCUCCAACGCUACGUGUGCUGCUGGCGGUAGCUGCUGUGCGCAAAUGGAAGGCGAAGCAGAUGGACAUCGUAACCGCUUUUCUGUACGGCAUUGUGGAAGAGGAGGUGUACAUGGUUCAACCACCUGGCUAUGAGGAUGGAACCGGUCGUGUCUGCAAACUUAACAAGGCCAUCUAUGGCUUGAAGCAGGCCCCGAGAUGCUGGUACAACAGGCAGGCCAGUGCACUGGAAGAGAUUAGAUUCCGUGCGAGUGCAUGCGACGAGAGCCUAUUCCUGAUGGGCGAGGGGGAGUCACUUGUGCUUCUGCUGGUGUACGUGGAUGACAUCCUGCUCUUCAGCAGCAGUGACAAGGAGAUCGAUGGGGUGCAGCGGAAGCUCACAGAGCAGUUCAAGUGCAAGUCACUUGGAGAGGCAAGAUACUACCUGGGAAUGCACAUUGAGCGGGAUACUGAACGUGGCUGGCUCAAACUGCAUCAGGGACAGUACAUCAAUACCUUGGCUGAGAAGUACUCUCUGCAGGAAGAACGGGAAGUGGUCACACCUUUGCCUUCCGAUCCUUGGCAGCUGCUACACCAAAGUUGGAGAGCCCUAUAACGAGGAGGGACCAGCAUGUGUGGGACUUUUGUCCCCACCUUGCAGCUGCAGCACUUGGGGUUUGGAGACCAAC